Molecule: messenger RNA, 2628 nt
Organism: Coccidioides immitis RS
Lineage: Eukaryota; Fungi; Ascomycota; Eurotiomycetes; Onygenales; Onygenaceae
Product: pH signal transduction protein PalA
Exons: 6
Coding region: 1-2628 (875 amino acids)
Cellular component (GO): endosome
Molecular function (GO): protein binding
Source: RefSeq, a predicted model, not a curated record
AUGGCUUCAAAUAUGCUCAAAAUCCCCUUUCGGCGGUCCCACCCUGUCUCCCUCUCCGACUCUCUUGCGCAAUACAUCUCUUCCAAAUAUGACCAGCACCCAGACAUGUUUUCCGAGGACCUCCUGGUCAUCAGCCGUUUGCGCACCGAUGCCAUAAAUGUACAGGAACCACAUAUUAGCGGGAUCAGCAGGCUGGUCACGUACGCGGCGCAGUUGAAAUGGAUUGGGGGUAAAUUUCCAAUCGACGUUGGUGCCGACUUUGCAUGGUAUCCCGCUUUCGGCUUUAAUACCUCACGACCAGUAUCCCAGAAUAAUGUACGAUAUGAGUUGGUCAACAUUCUUUUCAACCUCGCUGCACUGCUGUCCCAGCUUGCCGUUUCACUACACCCGUCAGAUCCGAAUAACCUAAAAAUAGCAUGCAAGUAUUUUUGCCAGUCAGCCGGCGUUAUCUUACACCUACGUACCGAUAUUUUGCCUGAUCUUAGAAGCUCGCCGCCGGAAGAUAUGGAUGAAAUGACAUUGCGAAGUUUAGAAGAAUUAAUGCUUGCACAGGCCCAAGAAUGCUUUUGGCAAAGGGCCAUAAAAGACGGCCUGAAAGAUGCUUCAAUCGCCCGGCUUGCGGCCAAAGUAUCAGAUUUUUAUGCCAAUUCAGGUGAUUUUGCUGUGAAAUCAAACGCUAUAAGCACUGCAUGGAUUCAUCAUAUGACCGCUAAGCACCACCAUUUUGCCGCAGCUGCUCAGUAUAGACAAUCUUUGGAUUGCUUAGAGAAAAGAAAAUAUGGUGAGGAAGUUGCUCGGAUGAGGGACAGUCUCACAUGUGCCAAUGAAGCACUGAAAGAGGCUAAGUGGAUUAAUAAGGCCGUCCUUGGUGACCUGAAUACGCUCAAAGCCCGGGUGAGUGAGGAUUUGAAGCGGGCCGAGAAGGAUAAUGACAUGAUAUACCUAAACCCGGUGCCUCCAAAAUCAGAAUUGAAACUACUUGAUCGGGCUACAAUGGUUGCUGCCGAGGCUCCCAAGGAAGUCAUAGAAGCAUUGUCUAUGAUCGGUGAAGGAGCGCCACUUGGUCGGCCCUUGUUUGCUAAGUUGGUGCCAUAUGCGGUGCAUGUUGCUGCAAGCAUAUAUGCCGAUCGUCGAGAUCAACUUGUUAAUCAGACGAUAGGGGAGCUGGAGUCAAUGACACUGAGGCUCCGGGAUCUGCUUCAAUCAUUGAAUCUUCCAGGAUCUUUGCAGGCGCUCGAGAAACCGCUUGGUUUACCCCCAUCCCUAGUAUCACACGCGGAAGAGAUUCGACAGCAAGACGGCUUGAACCGUCUCUAUCGCUCCUUAGAGGAUACCUCCAAGCUCAAGGCUAACGAUAAGGCUAUUUACACAGAAGGAGUUGAACUUUUGAUGGCAGAAAAGGAAGAGGAUAACAGGGCGCGAACGAAAUACGGCACGGAUCGAUGGACGAGGCUUCCUUCAAAGCAGGCGGCAGAGAAGCUUUACACUAAGGUUCACGAGUUUGAUGGCUACUUGGCGUCUGCAGACAAGAGUGACAGUCUAGUUUAUAAGAAGCUACGGGAAUCGGAGCAUGUUCUUCGUGUAUUAACAGCAACGAAUAGAGAGUUGGAAGCGUACGUUCCGAGCAGCAGAAAAGCCACAGUCACCCCACAAGUAGAGCGAGAAUCAAAUCGGCUAAGAGGUUCAUUAAAUGACGUGACGAGAUUGGAGAAUCGACGCAAGCGCAAGAUUGAAGCAUUGAGAGAGAAGGCGAAGGCUGAUAAAAUCCAUUCAGCGCUUGUUAAGGAAACUUCCCGUCUCGAACGGGAGUAUCCAAUGCAGACUAUUGAGCCAGGCCAGUUUGAAGACCUCUUCGAGGAGCAUCUGCGUCUAUAUGACAGUGACCGUGAUAUGCUCAACGAAGAACAGAAGAACCAAACCCAGAUCGAAAACCAGAUUCGAGAAGCCAACAAAGCGUUCAUAAUGGCGAGAAAAGGUGACUCAUCUACUAAAGAACGCGAGAAAGCUUUGCAGGACUUGGGAAAUGGCUAUAUCAAGUAUAACGAGAUUAUAUCCAACAUUGAAGGGGGAAGGAAAUUUUACAAUGAUUUGGCGAAAUUGGUUAGCCGGUUUAGGGAAGAGUGCAAGAAGUUUGUGCAGCAGAGACGGAUGGAAGCCAGCCAGAUGGAGACUGACAUUGCCAACACCACUGCUAUGGCUUCCUUGAACAUAACCCAAGCCAGCCCACCCAUCCAACCGCAGCCUCCGUCACCGACAGCGCCGCAAUUUAAGAACGCCGUACCUUUCUCCCUGCCAAGGCAAGAGAAUAAUCCACCCUUCACAGCACCACAGCCUACACGCGCUCUGGCCCAAGCACAGCUACCUACCUUCCCUCCGCCUCAAACUCCAGCCUCAGCAGGAACAGGCACAUCACCUGCAUUUCCGACGCUUCCCUCUGCCGCAAUGUCAAGAAUGUGGUCUCCCGAAAUGGGGAUCAGAUUUGGUACGCCCACACAAAUGAGCUUGAACUCGCGAAUGUCCGGUCCUGGUUCCUCCGCCAAUGAGACUGCUGGUGGUGGCGGCGCUGCUGACGAGCGCCGGGUGUCUCCCGGAAAAUGGGAUCCCAAUCGUGGAUUGAGGUUCUCAUAG